Molecule: messenger RNA, 1247 nt
Organism: Bradysia coprophila
Lineage: Eukaryota; Metazoa; Arthropoda; Insecta; Diptera; Sciaridae
Gene: spn-A
Product: RAD51 recombinase homolog spn-A
Biological process (GO): mitotic recombination; DNA strand invasion; reciprocal meiotic recombination
Cellular component (GO): condensed nuclear chromosome
Molecular function (GO): ATP hydrolysis activity; ATP-dependent DNA damage sensor activity; DNA strand exchange activity
Source: RefSeq, a predicted model, not a curated record
AUUCGAAUGCUCUAUGUGUGUAUAUUCGUGCAGUACAGUUGAACAGCUAACUGUUUUGAAAUUUCGCAAGUUCUUUUUUCCAAAAAAAUUACAUCUGAAACCAUGGCUGCACUUGAUGAAGCAUCAGGGACAUCCAGCGUAACAGCCACAAAUGAGGAAUCGGCAACUGACGGGCCAACUUUAAUCGCUAAAUUGGCGGUUAACGGAAUUACAACCGCUGAUAUAAAGAAAUUGGAAGAGGCCGGUUUUCAUACCGUCGAAUCGAUUCUUUAUACGGCCAAGAAACAUUUGAUUACAAUUAAGGGAAUAUCCGAGGCAAAGGCUGACAAGAUUUAUGCAGAAGCAUCGAAAAUGGUGCAUAUGGGAUUUCAGACCGCCACCGAUUUGCAUUUGAAACGCUCCGAACUGAUAUCCUUGACAACGGGAUCGCGUGAACUAGACAAAUUGCUAGGCGGAGGUAUCGAAACUGGAUCGGUUACUGAAGUUUUCGGCGAAUUUCGAUCCGGAAAGACCCAACUGUGUCACACCUUGGCUGUUACAUGUCAGUUGCCUGUAUCUCAAAGCGGCGGUGAAGGUCGAUGCUUGUACAUCGAUACAGAGGGAACAUUUCGGCCGGAACGUGUACUGGCCGUUGCUGAACGGUACAAAAUGAAUCCGACCGAAGUUCUUGACAAUAUUGCAUAUGCUCGAGCCUACACCACAGACCAUCAAACACACCUUUUAUACACAGCCGCUGCUAUGAUGGCCGAAUCUCGAUAUUCCUUGGUUAUUGUGGACAGUGCGACUGCCCUGUACCGAACCGACUAUUCUGGUCGUGGUGAGCUGUCAGCUAGACAAAUGCAUUUGGCCCGUUUUCUGCGCAUGCUCUUGCGACUGGCCGAUGAGUACGGCGUUGCUGUAUUCAUAACGAAUCAAGUGGUCGCUCAAGUAGAUGCCGGUGCAAUGUUUCAGGCCGAUCCAAAGAAGCCGAUUGGUGGCAAUAUUAUUGCACAUGCGUCGACCACACGACUGUACUUGCGGAAGGGUCGAGGUGAGAAUCGAGUGUGCAAAAUCUACGAUUCACCAUGCCUGCCCGAAUCGGAGGCAAUGUUUGCUAUAAAUGCUGAUGGCAUCGGUGAUGUGAAAGAAUGAAAUGAUGGGAUGAAAUCAGAAUUUUCGUAUUAGAUUUAAGGCCAGACAAAUCGAAAUGAAUUUGAAAUAAUUUGCUGUGAAUGGAUUUGCUUAAAAUAAAAUGUUUUUCUUUAUCA